Molecule: messenger RNA, 1005 nt
Organism: Lactuca saligna
Lineage: Eukaryota; Viridiplantae; Streptophyta; Magnoliopsida; Asterales; Asteraceae
Source: the annotation of a GenBank genome assembly
AUGCACGAGCUCUGGAUGACUCGAUAUGGCCGUGUAUACAACGAUAAUGCAGAGAAAGAAAUGCGUCGCAACAUAUUCAAGGAGAAUCUGGAAUUCAUAGAAUCGUUCAACUCUUUAAGAAAUCGUUCUUUCAGGCUGAGCAUUAACAAAUUUGCAGACCAAACAAAUGACGAGUUCAAGGCAUCUCUUAAUGGGCACAAAUCGUCACACAAUCUGAAAUCAUCUCAAGUAACAUCCGUUAGGCAUGAAGAUAUUGUGACAGUGCCAGAUAGCUUAGACUGGAGGAAGAAUGGAGCUGUUACCGAUGUCAAGGAUCAAGGCACAUGUGGAAGUUGUUGGGCAUUUUCAGCAGUUGCUGCAAUGGAAGGAAUCAUUCAAAUAAGAACAGGCAAACUGAUUUCGUUAUCUGAGCAAGAGCUUGUUGAUUGUAACAGGGAUGCUUACAGUAUCGGAUGUUCAGGAGGAAAUAAGGAAGACGCCUUCAAAUAUGUUGUCAAGAGCAAAGGGAUCAACACCGAAGAUGGUUACCCUUAUGAAGGAGUAGAUGAAUCUUGCAACAUUACUAAAGAGGCUGUUGGAGCAACUCGCAUCACUGGUUAUGAGAUGCUACCAGCCAACAAUGAAGAGGCGCUGCUGAAUGCUCUAACCAAACAACCAGUAGCAGUUUCCAUAGAUGCAGGUAGUAUGGCAUUUCAGCUCUACUCAGAUGGUGUUUUUACAGGAGAAUGUGGAAGGGAUCUAAACCAUGAUGUGAUAGUGGUCGGAUAUGGCACAAAUGCUGAUGGCAUGAAGUAUUGGUUGGUGAAGAACUCAUGGGGUCCCUUUUGGGGUGAUGAUGGAUAUAUAAUGAUAGAACGGGAUGUCGGAAACAAAGAAGGAAUGUGUGGAAUUGCUAUGGAAUCGUCGUAUCCAACGCUUAAAAGCGGAGCUGAUUCAAAUUUAAAGACUUCUAUACUUUUUGUGUUUCUUCUUGUAUCAUUUGUGAAUUCAUUUGUCCCACUUUAA